AUGCGUUUUUCUGGUGUAGCAGCGGCCGCACUCAUAGGCAGCGCUGGUGCCACUUUCAAGUUCAUGGAGCAUGACCAACUGGCUGCGAUCGGAGUAGUCAACUUAGGUCUCGACGUGGCCCAAAAUGGCUAUCCUAACGAGAAGUCUCGUCUCACAAAAUCUGAAAAGUUCAACUAUAUUGACGCCGUCAAGUGUCUCCACCAGAAGCCUGCUCUGACCCCAGCCGCCAUUGCAUCGGGGGCUAAAAGUCGUUACGAUGAUUUCGUCGUAACUCAUGUCCUUCAGACUAACUGGGUCCAUGGAAAUUUCAAUUUUCUCUCCUGGCAUCGUUACUAUAUCUGGGCCUACGAGCAACUGCUACGCAAUGAGUGUGGUUACAAAGGACAUCUACCUUACUACAAUUGGGCAUGGUGGUCUGACGACCCUGCAAAGUCACCGUUGUUCGAUGGCAGUGAAACAAGCAUGUCAGAUGGUGGAGCCUUUGUCCCUGGGAAAAACUUUACAUGCGUUCCCAACGAAGCAAGGUGUAACAUCAAGCUCGCACCUGGCAGCGGCGGCGGCUGUGUGUCCGGACCACUGGCAAACUGGACUGUCAACAUAGGACCUAUCCAAACGAAGGCCAAGGGCAUCAAGCCAAACCCGCAAGCUGAUGGUCUUGGCUGGAAUCCUAGAUGUCUCAGCCGCGACUUGAAUAAACAAGCCGCCUUUGCAUGCCGGGAUGAAAUUGUAACGGCACUUAUCAGGGACAACAAGGACGUUUUGUCGUUCCAGAACAGGAUGCAGGGUGAUUUCCCCGCUGGAUACCAGGGUGUCCACAGUGGUGGUCACUAUACCAUUGGUGGUGAUACUGGCUCAGACUUCUACAACUCUCCGGCUGACCCUGCGUUCUUUUUCCACCACGCAAUGAUUGAUCGCGUCUGGUGGAUCUGGCAGAACCAAGACCUCAAGAACAGGCGCAACGCGAUUGCGGGGACUAUGACCUUCUUGAAUAUUCCUCCCACCCGCAACGGUACUCUGGAAGAUACUCUGAGCUUAGGAUCAAUGCUGGAAGACGCCUUCCCCAACAUCACAGUGGCUGAUGCCAUGACUACGCUUGGUGGACCGUUCUGCUACAUCUACGCAUAG
Dothidotthia symphoricarpi CBS 119687 is the source of this 1125-nucleotide messenger RNA. Its product is annotated as Di-copper centre-containing protein. Bases 1 to 1125 code for a protein of 374 amino acids. The transcript has 4 exons. Gene Ontology annotation, molecular function: oxidoreductase activity. Lineage: Eukaryota; Fungi; Ascomycota; Dothideomycetes; Pleosporales; Dothidotthiaceae. The record is from RefSeq and is a predicted model, not a curated record.